Fusarium coffeatum is the source of this 912-nucleotide messenger RNA. RefSeq lists its product as uncharacterized. The record is from RefSeq and is a predicted model, not a curated record. Gene Ontology annotation, molecular function: hydrolase activity, acting on ester bonds. Lineage: Eukaryota; Fungi; Ascomycota; Sordariomycetes; Hypocreales; Nectriaceae. The transcript is spliced from 2 exons. The coding region runs from base 1 to 912 and encodes 303 amino acids.
AUGACUCUAGUCCAACCAACCCUCGAGAAGGCCAACGCCCACAACUCAUGUCAAUUCACUCUCCCAACAAGAAGAGGCGACUAUCUCACCCAGGUCUCGUGGCCUCUAUCCUGGACCGAGCGAGAACCACCAAAAGAUAACACUUCUGUUGUGUCAACCUUAUACAUCGUCGAUGGAAAUGCCUACUUCUUUACAGCAACCGACAUAGCUCGCCGUCUCGAGCUCACACAUAAGACCAACGUCAUCCUCGUCGCAAUCGGCUACCCCAACAAAACAUGCGUAUUCGACAAGCGAAGAAACGGAGAUCUUACACCUGAGGCUGAAGAUAGUGUGUAUGAUAUCCCACCUGGUCCCGAUGGGAAACCUUCUCCUGGUCCAUUUGGCGAGGCAUCGGAUUUUCUGGAUAUCAUUCAACAUCAGAUCAGACCGUUGAUCGAGAAAACACUCUUCCCAAACAUUGAGGGACCAAACGCUUUAUUUGGGCAUUCUUACGGCGGUUUAUUUACGCUCAAUGCUUUGUUCACAAAGCCAGAAUUCUUUGAUACAUACAUAGCAGCAAGUCCAUCGAUCUGGUUCGACAACAAAAGCAUAUUCCAGAACCAAGAACCAGGUUUCCACGCUCGCGAACCUCCCACGGGCCGAGCCCCCCGUUUGUUGGUCACAUUUGGCAGUGCAGAGCAGAAGCUGAUAAAGCUACCCGGCGAGUCUGACGAAAAGUUCGACAAGAAACAAAAGGGAGCUUUGGAGAGGAAGAUGAAGGAUAAUGCUAUGGAAUUGGUUAGCAGAAUGCAGAAAUCGAACAAUUUGAGGAAUGUCUGGAUGUGGGAGUUUGAGGGGGAGGAUCAUGGCGGUGCGGCAGUUUGCGCGUUACAGAGAGGGCUGUUUAGGUUUUUGUUGGAUCAGCGGGAGUAG